Molecule: messenger RNA, 4613 nt
Organism: Alligator sinensis (Chinese alligator)
Lineage: Eukaryota; Metazoa; Chordata; Crocodylia; Alligatoridae
Product: C-Jun-amino-terminal kinase-interacting protein 4
Biological process (GO): vesicle-mediated transport
Cellular component (GO): cytoplasm
Molecular function (GO): MAP kinase scaffold activity; kinesin binding; signaling receptor complex adaptor activity
Source: RefSeq, a predicted model, not a curated record
CCCGAGACCCUGUACGGGCGGCGCGCGUCUGGCUGGUGUCGCGUGCACAGGUGUCCCCCUUGGGGCAGCGCGAAGGCAGGGGGCGCUGGGGCUUCCCAGCCCGUCCCCGCUGCUCCGGGCCCCUCUGCACGCCGGGUCGCACCCCAGGGCAAUCCGUCUGUUCCGCCCCCGCUUCAGGACCCUUUGGGUUUUUCAGAAGCCUUCGCAAAGGAAAGUCUUCCGAAAAAAAAUCAGUUUUAACAGGGCCCCGGGGGUGCGGGAGCUGCCCCGAUCCCCGAGUCUGGCGUGGAUGGAGGCGCUGGAGGAGGAGUUUGGGGGUGAGGGGGAGCAGGGCACCCCCUGGGGGGAUGAGGGGCUGGUGGGGGCACUGGCAGCAGGGCUCUAUGGGGAGCUGGAGCACCUGGUGGGGGCCCAUGGCCCCACAGUGGUGGCAGGGCUGUUACCCCAGCUGGUGGCUGCGCUGGAGGGGCUGGAGCAGGCAGGAAGGCAGCUCCAGGACCAGGACCAUGCCCUGGCUGCCCUGCAUGAAGACCAGGCCCGGCUGCUGAGCCAGUACGAGCGUGAGCGGGCCGGACGUGCCCGUGCCGAGGAGCGGUACAUGGAGCUGGAGGACGCAGUGGAGCAAGAGCGGAAGGGGCACCGGGCAGUGCUGACCCUGCUGGAGGGGCAGAGCCGGCUUCUGGAAGGCAAAGCGCGGGCCUAUGCUGACCAGGUGGCCAGCCUGGAGGAGCAGAAAGCUGCCCUGCUCAAGGAGCUGUCAGCCCUGGGCCAGACCCAUUCUAAGGUGGUGAAAAGCUACAAGGAGCUGAGAGCCCAGAAGCAGCCACUCCCUAGACCCUCUGUCCCACAACCCAGCAGCACCCCAGAGCCCCCACAACCAGCCCCCAGCCUCUUGGAACCCAGGUGCCCACAGCCUUAUGCUUUCUGCAAGGGCUCUGUGGAGGACCCAGAUGCCACCUUACCACCUGUGUCCAUCAAGACCCCAGAGGAUGGGCAGAGACGCCCCAGGAACAGCCGCCCACUGUCCCAGGAGCUGCCUCUUCUGGAGGGAAAUGGCCACCUGGAGCUGUGCCAGCACACGGAGUUGGAUGAGAUUGUGCGUUCCACCCCAGAAUUGGAGCCCCAGCCAGAGCUCCUGAGCAGCACCCCAGACCCAAUGCCACCAGAAGACCUUGAGCGCAACACAACAUCAUUGUUUGCGGAGGUGUCGGGGCUUGGUCUGGAGCUUAUUGAGGCCCUGGAUGAUGGGGCUGAUUUGCAGGGGGAUGCCAUACAGGUGCUCGUCAAGGAGAAUGCCAACCUCCGGAAGGUGAGGCAUGAGUUGGAGGUAGCACGCUGGCACCUAGUGGCACGUGUGGAGGAGCUGAGUGCGGAGCGUGAAACACUGCGAGGGGAGUGUGAUACUGCCUCCCGCACCCUGGGAUGCUGUCAGGCCCGGCUGGAUGAGACUGAGGCUGCGCUGGCCAGGCUGCGACAGGAGUUGGAGGAAACUAAGAAGCAGAACAAUGAUGCUGAGGCUGAGGCCCCAGUAUCGCAGCGGAAGCGAUUCACACGGGCAGAGAUGGCAAGAGUGCUCACUGAGCGCAACCUGUAUAAGGAGCGGGUCAUGAGCUGCAGGGGGCUGUAGCUGCAGGAGGCUGUACGACGCACAGAGCUGCUCAGGGCAUCACGGGAAGUGCAGGCAGCUCAGAUGAAGAAGUCUUCCUUCUGGAAAAUCUUUGACCGUUUGUUUAGCCCUGGUGACUCCCCAGAGCGGGCCCCAGUGCAAGCCACCAUGUUGGGGAGGUCUGGACCCCGCUCCAGCACCACCACUGACCCCCGUUGGAACAGUGGGCAGAUUCCCACAGUGGUGAGAUACGUGUCUCGCUCAGCCUCACCUACAAACUCUGUGGAGUCCCCCAGCCUGUCCCCACAGCAGCAGAAGCGGGACCUUUACCGCCAGAUCCGGACCCACAUUUGGAGGGAGCAUGGCCGUGCCCAAGUCCAUGGCUGGAGUCUCCCGCACCCUCACCAGGGCACCAAUGAGACAUCAGGGAGCAAUAAGGAUGUGCCCAGGCUGCUUCAGCUGCACCUGCUGGACCAGAAGGAUCCCAGUACCAAGCUGUGGUGCGCGGCUAGUGCAGGGAUACUGGGGCCGGAUGUCAGUGACUCGGCUGUGCCUGCCAGCCUGGUAUGGGUCUGUUCAGGGACCCCAUCGGCCAGCGAGGUGAUGGUCCUUGAUGUUAUGCGCCCCAACCAUGUGCUGGACCAGUUUGUUUUGCCUCAUGCCCACGUGGUCUGUGCUGCUUGGCUUCCUGGUUACCAGGUGUCCAUGGAGCAGAGCACAGAGCUGAGCCCUGAGAUUCUGGAUGACCCCCUGGCACCUAGAUCCCCAGAGGUGGAGGAGGGGAUUGCAGAUACAGGCAUUGCCAGGAUGGCUGCCACCAUGUGGCUGGGCACCCAGGAGGGCAGCAUCUUUGUAUACUCGGCUGUGUCUAAUUGGCGCCAGUGCCUCUCCAAAGUCCAGCUCAAGGAUGCCGUCCACAGCAUUGUCCACGCUCAGGGGCAUGUGGUGGCUGCACUGGGGGACGGGACCCUGGCCAUCUUUCACCGCAACGAUGCCCAGUGUUGGGACCUGGCACACCCCCACCUGCUGGACCUGGGCCGCCCACACCAGUCCAUCCGUUGUGCCCUGGCUGUGGGGGGCAGGAUCUGGUGUGGCUACCGCAACCGCAUCCAUGUGGUAGAGCCCCGUGGUGCCCGCAUCAAGCGGUCCUUUGCGGUGACUUCACGCCCUGAGAGCCAGGUGCGGCACAUGGUGUUGGCAGGUGCUGGGGUGUGGGUGUCCGUGCGACUGGACCCUACCCUGCGCCUAUUCCAUGCAGGCACUGGGCAGCCCCUGCAGGAGGUUGACCUGGAGCCCCUCAUCCAUGGCAUCUUUGGCCCUACCACCCUGGGCUUCUCCCUGCAGGUGUCAGCACUUGGUGCCUUUGCCCAGCGCCUCUGGGUGGGUACUGCCAGUGGCACCAUCCUCACCCUGCCCUUUGCCCCUGAGUUCACAGGGGACUCUGAGGCUGCCAUAGCUCCAGGCUGCCAGCCCAGUCCCUUGCCUGCCAGUGCCCAAUACUGCGCCAUGGAACAGGCACAGGCCUCCUACCAUGGGCACCGUGAUGCUGUGCGCUUCCUUAUCUGCGUCCCAGGGAGCACUAAGAGCCUUCAGAAGGGGGAGGGACCAUCAUCACCUUCUGCCCUGGUGCUGAGCGGAGGGGAAGGCUAUAUCAACCUCAGGAUUGGGGACGACUCAAAUGAGCAGUUUGGAGAUCUGCUGGUGCCCAACCCCCGCCUGCGACGCUCAGAGCGCAGCCACCUCAUCAUGUGGCAGGUCCAGGCCUGAGGCCAUACCCAUGGGCACCUCUGACUGCUGCCUGGGCCCGGGGGUCCUAGAGUUUUCUCCUCUAUCUCAGCAGCUCCAGUGGUUGGUCCCAGAGGCUACAAGCUGGACCCAAGCCAACUGGGAGCCGCAUUAACACUCUGCUGCCCAGGGCAGGGCAGGACAGCUAUAUUCUCUGCAGGGGUGACUGGAGUUGGCUCCUCCCUCUUCUCUACCCCCAACCUGAGGGUUGGAGGCCCUCCCCCAGCUCUGUUCCCAUCCACCCUGCACUGACCCUCUACCCCCAUAUCCCUGCAGUGGGGGGAAGGCAUCCGUCUGGGACAGACUGCUGCCUCUGUGUCUGCUUCUUCCCUAACUCACUGUCUGCACCCCUAGACCAGGUACCUCCAGAGAGGUGUCACAAGCUCUGGAUCCUUCCAUCUCCGUCCUGCCCACCCCCCUCCUUCCCACCAAAAGAAAAAGGCUUCUUGAAAUUGUUCUUCCUUCUUCCCCAUUCUUGACUCAGGAAAGCACCCAGCUGCUCAGGACCAAAGGUCACCAGCAGCCCUUCCCACAUGCACAGUAUAGGGCUACGGUUCCCUGAUAAGAUUCCCUUUGUUUAGGGGACUGCCUGGACAACUGGGGUCAUCCCCAAGCCUGGCCCUUGCCUUGUGCUUCUAACUGGGGGUGGGCCUACUGUCACACUCAGGAGUAUAGAGGGCAGCUGCCCUCAGAGGAAUGUUUACAGCACCCCCCUACCUCUUGAUUAAGCCCCAUCCUCCAGGUCCCCCCUCUUUCCCACCCUGGCUGCUCUGACUGCCCACCCUGCUGUGGCCCUUCCUUCGAUGCGGAGGGAUGGGAGCAGCUCAGAAUCAGACCCUGAGCCUGGCCCCUGCUCCCAGUUGAGGGGCUUGGUGGCUUAGAACAGGGGCACAGCAGUUGGAUGCAUGGGUAAUAUUCCUACUUCUGGCCCCUCUCCCAUGCCUGUUUCCCUCCACUCCAGUCACUCCAUGUUUAGCAGUUCUGACUGCAGGGAACACCCCUUGUGGCCUGGGGACAGGCAGUGGGGUGAGGCUGCAGCAAGAUUUCCUCCUAGGGAGGUGCAUUUCGGGCUGGUGAGAUGCCUUUGCUGCUACAAGCUCAGGGCUGGGCUUUGCCCCAUGUCUGUCUGUCCAUUCAUCCCACACUGCCUCUGCAGAGUGGGCAAAGCCUCAUUUUUCUAUGGGAAGGUUUCUAAUAAAGCUUUAUUUUUUCUGGCCUGAAA